Messenger RNA from Hyaloscypha bicolor E, 1055 nucleotides. RefSeq names its product proteasome endopeptidase complex, beta subunit. The record is from RefSeq and is a predicted model, not a curated record. The coding region runs from base 93 to 875 and encodes 260 amino acids. Gene Ontology annotation, cellular component: proteasome core complex. The transcript has 4 exons. NCBI's taxonomy places the organism in Eukaryota, Fungi, Ascomycota, Leotiomycetes, Helotiales, Hyaloscyphaceae.
GCUCCAUCAACCUCUAAAUAUCUCGCUCAACGUCCAUAAACCCUCAUCUUCGACUAACCCCACCGCAUACACACCCUCCGACUACCUCAGCUAUGAAUCACCUUCCACAAGCUUGGGGUCGUCCCAGAGAUGAUGUUUACGGCGCCUACGACGGUUCAUAUCUGCAAAGCCAUGGACCAAACCAACAUACUCAACAGCCCAUCGUCACGGGUACUUCGGUUAUAGCUCUCAAGUUCCAGGAUGGCGUUGUGAUAGCGGCAGAUAAUUUAGCCUCCUAUGGAUCUCUUGCUCGAUUCACAGAUGUGAAGCGUCUCCGAAAGUUUGCAGGUACCUCAGUUGUUGGCUUUGGUGGCGACGUUUCAGACAUGCAAUACCUAGACCGCCUUCUCAACUCUCUCGAUAUCGAAGAAGCCUACAGCUCGUCCGGUCACUCUCUUAAUGCAAAGAACCUCCACACCUACCUCUCCAAAGUCCUCUACAAGCGCCGAUCCGACUUCAAUCCAUUGUGGAAUCAGCUCUUGGUAGCAGGUCUGGACGAUGACAAGAAGCCAUUCUUGGCGAGUGCGGAUUUACUUGGUACAACAUUCAGUGCGCCAAGUUUGGCUACUGGAUUUGGAGCACACUUGGCCCAACCGCUGUUAAGAAAGGUUGCUCCAGAUGAGAUGGCUGCGUCAAAGUUAUCAAAGGAGCAAGCAUUGGCGGCCGUCAAGGAGAGCAUGAAGGUGUUGUUCUACAGAGAUGCCAGGAGUUUGGACAAGUAUUCAAUUGCGAUCAUCACAGCGGACGGUAUUGAUCUGAAGGAGGAUGAGAAGUUGGAGAACCAGAGCUGGGCAUUCGCGGAUCAGAUUCGGGGUUAUGGUACUCAAGUCAACUGAGAGGGGUUGAGCUUUAGUUGUACUAUUAGAGAAUAAAUGGCAUGAGACAUGACUCGCAGCAUUUUGCAUUCAUGCCGGGCCUUCAGGACUACCGCAUUCAAUUCUUGAAUCCUCAGUGUAUGAGCCUCACAUACUGCAAUGACAUAACUCCAAGGCCUUCCAAGUGCAAUAAGAAGAAAG